AAGUUAAAUAUUGAUGCCGAAUGCUGCAAUCACAAAGACGCCCGAAUACAUUAAAUGCAAUAAGGAACCUUUGUGUCAAGCUCAACUUUAAAUACUUUGCCGCUUCUCAAUGUCUUCUCGCAUUAGGCUAUGCUACACUUGUAAGGCGUCUUUACGGUCCCGUUUGUACCAUUAUGUGCCACGUAGCUUUUCGAAUUUCACGAUACUUUAGCUCGUUUGAGUUGCCUUUUUCUAAUCGUAAAUAUGUCCGCAAUUGUUUGUAGUUGUUCUAUUACUAGCUGCAGCCCAUACGUUGAGCCAGAAUCGAUGGAUUAAUUCACUGUCGAAGUACCAAUGCACCAACGAACGUCACUGGCUCUAAACCAAUGAGGAACAGGUCCGGUUUUGAUGCGAUGAGCCAUCGCUCUGCAUCGUUUUUUCACCGGUUGGGGUAAACCCUUGCAGUCUGACGUUGGUUCAUUCCUUGAAUAAUUAAGGCAGCCCUACGACACGACCCAAUAGUCCCAGAGUGCGUACUGUCUUGUUUUUCCAACGACAGAAUGAACCGAGUGAAGAUCUUAGACGUCAUACAGUCUUGAAGAAGUUAUAGCCCCUGUGCUGUUAAAUGGUAGAUUGUAUCUAUCCAGUGUUAUUUUAGCCUUGCUACAGUCAGUGAGAGUGUGAGGAUGCUCCAGAGAGGUUCUGUCAAUAGCAGUGGAUGUUCUAUCUUCUGGCCCAGUGCUGGUCCUCUCCCCCUGGUCAGCUUGCCACGAAAUGCCCCUGAGACGAUGGGACAGGCUCUGUGUAUUUGCUCUCGAGGGACCAUUACCAUCGACAACAAGAAAUACUACUUCAUCCAGAAGCUAGAUGAGGGCGGCUUCAGCUACGUGGACCUGGUGGAGGGCGCACACGACGGGCGCUUCUACGCGCUCAAGCGCAUCCUGUGCCACGACCGCGAGGGCCGGCAAGAGGCGCAGACGGAGGUGGAGAUGCACCGCCUCUUCGACCACCCCAACGUCCUGCGCCUCACCGGGCAUGCCUUUGUGGAGCGCGCCGGCAAGACGGAGGCCUGGCUGCUGCUGCCCUACGUCAGCAAGGGAAGCCUGUGGUCAGCACUGGAGAAGUUGAGGGACAAGAGCAGUUCCAUGCCAGAGAGUCGCAUCAUCUACAUCCUGAGGGGGAUCUGUGACGGCCUCAAGGCCAUCCACGACCGAGGCUACGCACACAGAGACCUGAAGCCCACAAACGUUCUGCUGGACGAGAAUGACCGGCCGGUUCUAAUGGACCUGGGUUCCAUGAACAGGGCCCGCAUAGAGGUGCGGGGCUCCAGAGAGGCGAUGACCAUUCAGGACUGGGCAGCUCAGAGGUGCACCAUCUCGUACAGGGCGCCUGAGCUGUUUAAUGUGGAGAGCCAGUGUAUCAUCGACGAGCGCACGGACAUCUGGUCCUUAGGCUGUGUGCUGUACAGCAUGAUGAUGUUGGAGGGGCCGUAUGACAUGGUGUUCCAGAAAGGAGAUAGUGUGGCCCUCGCUGUUCAGAACCUUGUCACCAUUCCACAGCCUUGCAGCUACUCCCAGGGCCUGCAGGUCCUCCUGAGCUCCAUGAUGGUGCCUAACCCACAGGAGAGGCCUGACAUCAGCUGGGUCUUGGACCAGGUCCAGAACCUCCAGAACUCCACCCCAGCGCCAGCCGACGCCAACCGGGUAUGAUGGCCCCGAAGAGGGAGUAAGCUUGGAGCAACAUUGCAUCUCUCUCUCUCUCUUCUCUCUCUCUUUUUCUCUCUUUCUCUAUUUCUAUUUUCUCUCUCUCCUUCUAUUUGUUCCCUUUAUCGUUCUCUCUCACAUCGAUUCAUUUGGACUCUGGACUCUCUCUCUCUCUCUCUCUCUCUCUCUCACGGGACUAUGCACUCUCUUUGGGACAAACACGAUGUUCAUCCUCAACCAGGGAAGCCACCGGACACGGUGCUCAUGGUUACCUCAAGCUUACCUGGCAUACGAACGUGCAGAACACACACACACACACACACACACACACACACACACACACAGGCACAUCAUGCUGUUUUAUACAUUCACAGAUGAGCAGCGUACCAACCAACAUCUUCUUAAAGAAGCACUACUUGAUGCUGUGGGUAGUAAAUAAUGGAUUUUAGUGUAGGACUGAAGACAAGAAGCUGAAGGAUAAAUUAGUCAUUUAUUUAGCAUGUAGAUUGCAUUGGGACAUAUGAGCAUGCCUGGAAGUCACAGCACACAUCUGAGGAGAGGAUUUGACGAUAGAUUUCAUGUCCAACCCUUUAACUUCUCACUUUCUUUAAUCUUUAUUCUGCACUAGUUAAGCAAUGAACGGAGACCCUCACAAGCAUGUUGGGAUAAAAAAUAAUACAUCUAUAACUGUCACAGUGUUUCCCACAGAAUUGGAUCAAUUUGUGGCGGUAGCUG
Molecule: messenger RNA, 2417 nt
Organism: Alosa alosa (allis shad)
Lineage: Eukaryota; Metazoa; Chordata; Actinopteri; Clupeiformes; Clupeidae
Gene: stk16
Product: serine/threonine kinase 16
Exons: 7
Coding region: 666-1688 (340 amino acids)
Biological process (GO): protein phosphorylation
Cellular component (GO): Golgi apparatus; cytoplasm
Molecular function (GO): ATP binding; protein serine/threonine kinase activity
Source: RefSeq, a predicted model, not a curated record